Messenger RNA from Maniola jurtina (meadow brown), 925 nucleotides. It is a transcript of the gene RpL7, whose product is annotated as 60S ribosomal protein L7. The coding region runs from base 115 to 903 and encodes 262 amino acids. Gene Ontology annotation, biological process: maturation of LSU-rRNA from tricistronic rRNA transcript (SSU-rRNA, 5.8S rRNA, LSU-rRNA). Gene Ontology annotation, cellular component: cytosolic large ribosomal subunit. The record is from RefSeq and is a predicted model, not a curated record. The transcript has 7 exons. Gene Ontology annotation, molecular function: structural constituent of ribosome; RNA binding. NCBI's taxonomy places the organism in Eukaryota, Metazoa, Arthropoda, Insecta, Lepidoptera, Nymphalidae.
UCUUCAAUAUGGCGACUACCGGAACUUCAGAAGUCUAUGGUUUCUCUGUCGUGUCUCUGUCUUUCUUUCUAAAAUUUGACACACGUGCCGCGUGGAGUUUUGCCUCGCAGCACAAUGGUGGCGAUAACGGAGAAGACGGCUCCGGCCGAGAAGAAGGUAGCAAAGGGUAAGGAAGACAGCAAGAAGCUCCCCGCUGUUCCAGAGUCAGUGCUCAAGCACCGCAAACGCAGAGAGGCUCUACGCGCUCGCCGCAUUCAGGUUACAAUCAAACGGCGUUCAGCUGCCAUCAAGAAAAAGAAGGAAAUCUUCAAACGGGCUGAACAGUAUGUUAAGGAAUACCGCAUUAAGGAGCGUGAUGAAAUCAGACUAGUAAGACAGGCACGCAACAGAGGCAACUACUAUGUACCCGGUGAAGCCAAGCUUGCAUUUGUUAUGCGUAUCCGUGGUAUCAAUCAGGUCUCACCUAAGGUUCGCAAAGUGCUCAAGCUGUUCAGGCUAAGACAAAUCAACAAUGGUGUUUUCAUCAAACUGAACAAAGCCACAGUGAACAUGCUUCGUAUUGCCGAGCCUUACAUCACAUGGGGCUAUCCCAACCUUAAGAGCGUGCGGGAGCUUAUCUACAAGCGGGGCUUUGCCAAAGUGAACGGCCAAAGAGUUCCCAUCUCUUCCAACAAGAUCAUUGAAGACAAACUUGGCAAAAACAACAUCAUCUGUGUGGAGGACCUCAUCCACGAAAUCUUCACUGUUGGUGACAAGUUCAAGUAUGCUAGCAAUUUCCUGUGGCCCUUCAAACUCAACAACCCAACUGGGGGCUGGCGCAAGAAGACCAUUCACUACGUCGACGGCGGCGACUUCGGAAACCGUGAGGACAAGAUCAACGAGCUACUUAAGCGAAUGGUCUAAAUAAAAUAGGAUUUAAUAUUAA